Strongyloides ratti is the source of this 699-nucleotide messenger RNA. RefSeq names its product Ubiquitin carboxyl-terminal hydrolase. Gene Ontology annotation, cellular component: cytoplasm. The transcript has 3 exons. Gene Ontology annotation, molecular function: cysteine-type deubiquitinase activity. Gene Ontology annotation, biological process: protein deubiquitination; ubiquitin-dependent protein catabolic process. The coding region runs from base 1 to 699 and encodes 232 amino acids. The record is from RefSeq and is a predicted model, not a curated record. Lineage: Eukaryota; Metazoa; Nematoda; Chromadorea; Rhabditida; Strongyloididae.
AUGGCAAAUACUGAAAAAGUUGGAACAUGGCUUGCAUUGGAAUCUAACCCGGAAACGUUAUCAUCAUUUAUAAUGCGACUUGGUAUCAAAAAUGCAGCUGUAACAGAUGUUUAUGGUUUUGAUGAAAGUCUUAUUGAAUUUAUACCAAGACCUCAUCAUGCUUUAAUAGUUUGCUUACCAGACUACGAUUUAUGUAAUAAAAUUUUAUCUGAAAAAUAUAAUAAAUUGAUUGAGGAAGGUAAAAAUGUAUAUCCUGAAGAUCAAGUAUUUUUUAUGCAACAAAAAAUUUCAAAUGCUUGUGGAACAUUUGCUCUUUUUCAUGCUUUAGCAAACUCUCCAUUAAUUGACAAAGGAACAGGUUCUUUUGCACAAUGGUUGGAGAAGGCAAAACAAUUACCAAUGGAUGAGAGAUCAAAAAGUUUAUUUAAUGAUCCAGCUAUUUCAGAAGCACAUGAAGAAUGUGCUAAAGAAGGUGAGACUGAUGUUCCUGAGGAGAAUAAGGUAGAACAUCAUUUCAUGUCUUAUGUUAAUGUUGAUGGUAUUUUAUAUGAAUUUGAUUCUACCCAACGUUUUCCACGAAAUUGUGGUGAAACAAGUGAAGCAACAUUUAUAAUGGAUACUGGAAAAGAGCUAAAACCACUAUUAGACAAACUUAAUAAUAUUUCUUUUAGUGCUAUGGCUUUAAUAAGCGAAUAUUAA